Nicotiana tabacum (common tobacco) is the source of this 663-nucleotide messenger RNA. The record is from RefSeq and is a predicted model, not a curated record. NCBI's taxonomy places the organism in Eukaryota, Viridiplantae, Streptophyta, Magnoliopsida, Solanales, Solanaceae.
AAGCAGCCAAGAGUUACCCGUCCAUAGCAGAUUCACCAGUUAUUUUCACAAUAUCUCCUUUUCUUGUUCUCCAAACCUUGGCUAUUUUCACAAUCUCUCUUUCCGAUUCCGAACUUUGCCUUUUCAGCUCAUCAUCUGCAGCAAGUUUUAUUUGGAGGUAAAAUGACGGCUAAGGCAACAAUGGAUGUUCCCCAAAAAGGUGGGUUUAGUUUUGAUCUAUGUAGAAGGAAUGAGAUGCUGGUCAAUAAAGGACUCCGUGCUCCUUCUUUUCUCAAGACUGGUACUACCAUCGUCGGCUUAAUUUUUCAGGAUGGUGUUAUCCUUGGAGCGGACACACGGGCAACUGAAGGGCCAAUUGUUGCAGAUAAAAACUGUGAGAAAAUUCAUUACAUGGCUCCUAAUAUAUAUUGCUGCGGAGCUGGGACAGCUGCUGAUACAGAGGCGGUUACUGACAUGGUCAGUUCCCAGCUGAAGCUUCAUAGGUUUCACACUGGUCGUGAAUCCAGGGUUGUGACAGCUCUUACUCUUUUGAAGUCUCACCUUUUCAGCUACCAAGGCCAUGUCUCAGCUGCUUUGGUCCUUGGUGGUGUGGAUGUCACAGGUCCCCAUCUGCAUACUAUUUAUCCACAUGGAUCAACUGAUACUCUGCCAUAUGCCACAAUG